Messenger RNA from Brachypodium distachyon (stiff brome), 2149 nucleotides. Its product is annotated as putative cyclic nucleotide-gated ion channel 7. The record is from RefSeq and is a predicted model, not a curated record. Bases 1 to 2094 code for a protein of 697 amino acids. Gene Ontology annotation, biological process: transmembrane transport; monoatomic ion transport. Gene Ontology annotation, molecular function: protein binding; monoatomic ion channel activity. The transcript has a single exon. NCBI's taxonomy places the organism in Eukaryota, Viridiplantae, Streptophyta, Magnoliopsida, Poales, Poaceae. Gene Ontology annotation, cellular component: membrane.
AUGGACGUCCCGGGCGGCGGGCACCAGAUGGACGGCUACUUCUCAGGCCGGACCAAGAUCCGGUCCCGCUCCAUCCGCAUCGCGGCCGCCGGGGUCAUCAACCGCUCCGAACGCCUCAAGAACAUCGGCCGGGUCUUCCAGGAAGACCUCAAGAACAUCUCCCUCAAGAUCUACGACCCGCAGGACGCGUUCCUGAUGCGGAUGAACCGGCUGUUCCUCUUCGCCUGCAUCGUCUCCGUCGCCGUCGACCCGCUCUUCUUCUACCUCCCCGUCGUCAACGAGAACCAGAACAACACCUGCAUCGGCUUCGACCGCGCCCUGGCCACCUUCGCCACCGCCGUCCGCACCGCCGUCGACGCCUUCUACCUGGCCCGGAUCGCGCUGCAGUUCCGCACCGCCUUCAUCGCCCCUUCCUCCCGCGUCUUCGGCCGCGGCGAGCUCGUCGUCGACUCCGCCGCCAUCGCGCGCCGCUACGUGCGCCGCUUCUUCGUCUUCGACCUCCUCUCCGUGCUGCCCUUGCCGCAGCUCCAGAUCAUCAAGUUCUUGCUGCGGCACAAGGGGCAGGACCUGCUGCCCAUCAAGACGGCGCUCUUCUUCAUCGUGCUCGUCCAGUACGUGCCGCGGCUCGUCAGGAUCUACCCGAUCACCUCCGAGCUGAAGCGGACCACGGGGGUCUUCGCCGAGACGGCUUUCGCCGGCGCCGCGUUCUACCUGCUGCUGUACAUGCUGGCGUCGCACAUGGUGGGCGCGUUUUGGUACUUGCUGGCCAUCGAGCGGCUGGACGACUGCUGGAGGGAGAAGUGCACGGGGCUCAAGUUCCACCAGUGCAAGACUUACAUGUACUGUGGUGGCGGGAUACUGGGCCAGCCCGGGUUCGUCGAGUGGAGGACCAUGAUCCGGCAGGUGCUGGCCCAGGAAUGCGCGCCGAUCGACGGCGGCGGCACCGGGUUCAACUACGGGUUGUACACCACUGCCAUCACCUCUGGGGUCACGUACACGCCUAACCUCUUUGCCAGGAUCCUCUUCUGCCUCUGGUGGGGGCUCCAGAACCUCAGCACCGUUGGGCAGGGGCUUGACCAGACGACGCACUACAAAGGGGAAGCGUUGUUUGCCAUCCUGCUGGCGCUCUUCGGGCUCAUCCUCAUGGCGCUGCUCAUCGGCAACAUGCAGACGUACCUCCAGUCGAUGACGCUGCGGAUGGAGGAGAUGCGGCUCAAGCGCCGCGACUCGGAACAAUGGAUGCACCACCGCCUGCUCCCCGACGACCUCCGCGACAGGGUCUGGCGCCACAACCAGUACAAGUGGCUCGAGACGCGUGGCGUCGACGAGGACGGGCUCGUCAGCUGCCUGCCCAAGGACAUCCGGAGAGACGUGAAGCGCCACCUCUGCCUCCGCCUCGUGCGCCGCGUGCCGCUGUUCGCGAACAUGGACGAGCGACUCCUCGACGCCAUCUGCGAGCGGCUCAAGCCCAGCCUAUGCACGGAGGCGACAUACGUGGUGCGCGAAGGGGACCCGGUCGACGAGAUGUUGUUCAUCAUCCGUGGCCGGCUCGAGAGCUCGACCACCGACGGCGGCCGGACCGGGUUCUUCAACAGGGGUUUGUUGAAAGAAGGGGACUUCUGUGGGGAAGAGCUGCUGACGUGGGCGCUGGACCCCAAGGCGUCGGCGAACCUGCCGCUGUCGACGCGCACCGUGAAGGCGAUAUCCGAGGUGGAAGGCUUCGCGCUGCACGCCGACGAGCUCAAGUUCGUGGCCGGGCAGUUCAGGCGGCUGCACAGCAAGCAGCUGCAGCAGACCUUCAGGUUCUACUCGCAGCAGUGGCGCACCUGGGCGUCCUGCUUCAUCCAGGCGGCGUGGCGGAGGUUCCAGAAAAGGAGGGCGGUGGAGCAGCGGCGGAGGGAGGAGGACGAGAUGUACAUGGCGGCGGAGGAGGUGGCGGCGUCGUCGAGCAGCCAGAUGAAGACCACGUUCCUGGUGUCCAGGUUCGCCAAGAAGGCCAUGCGCGGCGUGCAGCGCCAGCGGUCGCUCAAGGCCGAGAGCCUCAUCAUACUGCCCAAGCCGCCCGAGCCAGACUUCGGCAAAAUGGACUACUGACUUACUGAGUGCAUAUAUACGUCGGUCCGUUAAUUAGUUACGUCGUCGUUUACAG